CGAGCUUCCUGAACGAGGUCAUCUCUCGGUACUCGGCAAGAUUUUGACGUGGUUUACUUUGAGAGAGCAGUCGCGGUGCGCCCUUUCAUGGAUCGCAAGAGUCGCCGGUUCGAGCUUGUGCCUAUGAGGAACGUGAAUCGCUGAAGGAUGAUGGGAGACGACCCACCGUACCUCUCAGUAGGUACGGAGGUGAGUGCCAAGUACAAGGGUGCUUUCUGCGAAGCGAAAAUCCGAAAGGUGGUACGAUCGGUGAAAUGCCGUGUAACUUAUAAACAAGGCCUGGGCACAGCCACAGUGACGGACGAGCAGAUUAAGGGUACUCUAAGAGUAGGUGCUUCGGUCGAGGCUAAACACGGCGAGCGAAAGGAUUUUGUCGAGGCUACGAUAACGAAGAUCCAAGAUUGCAGUCAGUAUACCGUAGUUUUUGACGAUGGUGAUAUAACAACGCUCAGAAGGACCGCUCUCUGUUUGAAGAGCGGCCGACACUUCGCGGAGAGCGAGACUUUAGAUCAGCUGCCGUUGACCCAUCCGGAGCACUUUGGAAACCCCGUCAUCGGAGGGCGACGAGGACGACGAUCGAGACAGGCACACGAUGACAGCAGCGAAGACGAGGAUAGCCCGUCACGCGGUGGACGAGAUUCCGGUUCGGGUUUGGGAGGAAAGGAAGGUAUCGAGACCGAGCCAGAGAUCGGCAGGGUCGUCUGCGUAGAACUCGGAGAUAAGAAAAAGAAGGACAACUGGUUUCCGGGAUUGGUGGUUGCACCCACGGCUCAGGAUACCGUCAGGAUUCGGGUUCGCGACGACUACUUGGUGCGCUCAUUUAAAGACGCAAGAUAUUACACCGUGCCAAAGAAGGAGGCUACCGAGUUUACGAAGGAGUUGGUGAACAAAGUGGAAAACAGCGCCCUCAAGGUGGCCGUCGAGAAAGCAUUGUUAUUUCUGGAGAAGAAUGAGCUGCCACCCCACUGGGACAGGGAUUCGCUUUUCGGCAAUGCCUUAUCGAGCGGUAACAGCGAAACGGACGGAGAGCUAGACUCCGACAGUUCCGAUGACGAGCCGCGAGAGGAAAAGGAUCACUUCGUGGCCCAGCUCUACAAGUUCAUGGACGAUCGGGGGACGCCGAUCAACAAUUGCCCGAUGAUAGGCUCCGAAGACAUAGAUCUCUACAGACUGUUUCGCGCCGUGUACAAGUUGGGGGGCUACAACCGAGUGACCAACCAGAAUCAGUGGAAGUCGAUUACGCGUCGGCUGAGCCUGUCUAUGCAGAGCGCCUCCUCCACCCACAAUCUCGUUAAACAGGCCUACAAGAAGUUCCUGCACUCCUUCGAGGAUUUCUACAGAAAACUGGGAUGCACGAUGGUGAACCACCCGAGGAGCGGAACGCGCAAACCGCGUCCUGGUAGGAGUCUGAUAAGAGACAAGGAUCGAAACACGCCGGUACCGCCGCAAGUUGCACCGGUCAAGAUGGAGAAGGAGGAGGAGGAACGACGGCCGGUCGAGGAGGAGAAGAAGGAGCGGAAAGAGGUGGUGAAGAAGGAGCUGCCCGUCAAGGAGGAGGAGACUCCGAAGCCGAGGAGGAAGGACGACUUCGAGGAGAGCGCCAGUGGACAGGAGAGCGACGUCAACGUCGAGGGCGAGGGCGAGUCGUCGAGUAGCGAGAAGUCUCAGAAGACCUCGGCGCAGUCGGCCCCGGUCGCCGGCAAGGCCAGGCUCAAGGGCAAGGAGGAGCCGCGAAAGAAGCCCCCCGAGAAGAAGAAGAGCGAGCCGAAGAAGACGGAACGGAGGGAGGAGAGGCCCAAGGAGGAAGAUUCGACGAAGACCAGGUCGAAGUCGAAGGACGACACGAGCAAGUCGACGGCGAGGACGUCGGGCACGGAGGCACGCGAUGCCCGAGCUCUGUCGAGGGAGCCCGAGAGGAGGACCCCGGCCAAGCAGAGACGACUCACGGACGAAGAGCUGAAGAGACAACGGGGAAGGAAGCGCAAAGAGAACGAGACGGAGAAGACGAAGGGCGCGGAGGAGCCGGCGGCGGAGGCGGCGCCCUGUUACAGGGGCCCCGUUGAGCUGGGCGAUAGGUUGAAGGUCUACUACGGGCCCACGCACGAGUCCAAGGUGACCUACGAGGCGAAGGUCAUCGACAUGGAGAAGGACGGCUCGGAGCCGGUCUACCUGGUCCACUACACCGGAUGGAACACCAGGUACGACGAGUGGAUCAAGGGCUCGCGGAUCGCGCAGAACUUCACACAGGCGCAGGGCAGGGCGAAGCGCACCAAGGCAGCGGCUCCACGGCCUCAGACCCCAGGCUCGCUGCUCCCGAGCGGUUCCUCGUCCUCGUCCUCGUCCUCGUCUUCGUCCAAGUCGUCGAGGACGGCGACGGUGACGACGACGACGAUGUCGGCGGUGCCGUCAACGGCGACCACGGGUGCAACGGUAGCCGCCGCAAACCCUCCGCAGGGUCGACGGCGAGCCCAGAGCGUCGCGCCCCCGGUGUCACCGUCGGCCUCGCCGUCGACCUCGGCCGAGAAGAGGGAUACUAGGAAGGAGGAGAGGGAGCCGGCCAGGUCGACGACGCCGUUGUCGGUCGUGAGCGGCAGCUCCAGGACGAAGAGCCCUGCAACGCCCGCGAGCAGCCGCCAGGGGAGAGCGACCCGGCAAGCGGACGCUCUCGGGCUUGACCCGCGGCGACGGACCCGGAGGACGUCGGGCCACACCGACGCGUCGAUUGCGUCCGCGAGCGAAGACAGCGAGGCCUACGAGUCCGACGUGGCCGAGCCGGAGCAAGCCAGGACGAGGGCCAGGGCCCCCGACGAGAGGAAACGACGGGAAACUCGGCGCCGGGCCGAGGACCGCAUCGAACCGCCGGAAGAGCUGAGCGAGGCCGAGGAGGACAAGGACGGACCCGGGGAACCUCGGCGAGGGCGCCGUCGGCCCAGAAGGGCCCCGGGGAAGGUGCAGGACGUCAAGUCGGAGCCGGAGACCGACGAGGAGCAGCCCAAAGGUCGGGACUUCGACUUGAACCAGAUCAGGUCCGAGCUGAAGGGUUUCGACAAGGCGGUGAAACUGGAGCUGGUCAGGGUCGAACCGGGCCCGGACGAGGAGCCGCCGCGCCAAGCCGAGGCGGAGGGCGUCGCCGCCUCCCCCAGGCUGUCGGAGCCUCCCAAAGUCGAGGGCCCCCCGGAGGUAGGUCAGGAGAGCACGGAGGACGUGUACGAGUUCAAGGAACCCGAGCCCUUCGAGUUCGAGGUGAGAAGCAAGCGGGACUCUGGCGGGGACCGGGACAAGGACCGGGACAAGGAGAAGGUGAAGAAGAGGAUAUUCGAGCCCGACGAGCCCAGAAGCCCCAAGAAGAGGCCCAGGGCGACGCCCGUGGCGCAGCCCAAGGAGACAAAAUCGGAGCCCGAGAUCGACUCGAGGAAAAAACCGAGGAGGUCCUUCGGAAAGAGGAUGGACGAACCCGCCGAGGCGCCCCCCUCGGCGAAGGCCACUCCGCCGCCACCACCCUCGCCCUGCGAGGAGGCCUUCGACAGGCUCUGCGAGUCGCCCUCUUCGUCCAAGCCUAGGUCCUCGCUCACAGUCGAGGAGGCUGGAAAGGUGGCCAGCAGCUUGGACUUGUUGUUCAGCGACCUGCCCGGCGACGAGGACGGCGCCCCGGACGACCCCGAGGACCGGCUGAUCAUAUCCGAGGCGGAAGUCUCCGAGGCUGAGCAGGAGAAUCUAUUCACGUAUCACCAGGAGAUCUUCCCGUCGACCGACGUACCGGACACAAUGGAAUUCAGCAAGGAGGAGGCCAAGACUCAGGUGGAGGUUGCAAAGGGAGAACCGGGGGGUGGUGCCAACGCUAGUCGGGUCGUCGUGCCCCCGGAGAGGAAACAGACCGCGAAGACUCCGGUGAUGCCUCCCAAACAGUCCCCGGCGGAGCCAAAAGUACCGGACGUCAGGACUCUCGACGUAAACCCCGUAAUCGCAGCGGUCGUGCCCGUCCCGGCGCCGAUAAGUGCCAGGUUGCCGGCGACCUCGACCAUCGAGGAGAAGCUAUCGGCCGCUGCGAUGGCUUUCAGGAACAAGACGAAGGAGGUGAAGAAGCAGGAGGAGAUAGCCGACAUCCUGAGGAAGUCCAUCAAGGAGACGACCAAGAAGGUGGAGCCCUCGGUGCCGGCGAAGAAGACGAAGGAGGAGACCAGGUCGCGGCCGGAGCCCGAGACUCAGAAAACUCAGGACGAGGAGGCGACGAGGGUGGAGGAGGAGCGUCGCGAGGUGAUGCGCGCCGUCAUCAAGCAGAAGGAGGAGGAACUGCAACAACUAAAGCUGAAGAAGGAGGUCGAGCUGAGGAAGGCGGCCGAGGCGAAGACCGCGGCCGAGCAGAGGAAAGCCCAGGAGAAGGCGGACGAGGAGGUGGUGAAGAUCGAGGUGCAAGAGAGGAGGAAGGAAGAGGGCCAACGCGAGGCCGAGCCUAGGGAGGUCGAGAAAGAGAAGCGGAAGAAGAUGAUCAGCAUUGAGUUCGGGGACUCCACGGACAGCAGUGACUCGGAGCAAAGACUGGUCAUCGACAAUGGCGAGCUGGCCGACGAGAAGAGCGCCGCGCCCACCUUCGAGGACGGCAUCAAAUCGGAGUUCGAGAGGUUUCAGGAAGAACAGGAGAAGUCUUCGAAGCUCCAGACUCAGAGGGAGACCCGAAUGGCGGUGCCGGGCAAGUCGACCUCGGUAGUUCCCGCCGCCAAGGCCGACGAGGAAGGCGAGAACAUGAGUUCUCUGCUCUGCGAGGAGGAGAUCCCCGGCUCUCCGGCGCCCCCCGCGGAGAUCGCCGACCGUGACAGCGUCGACGCGUCUCAGGUAAUACCGAAAGUGGAAACCUCCGAAGCUAACAUUGCCCUUUUAGAGAUGCCGUUCGCCAGCGCUCCGACCUCCAGCCAGAGCAGUACCGUGAGCGGUACUUCGGUGCACGUCACGACCCACGGUACCGCGCACGCGGCAGGACAUGGUACGGGACAUGGUCCAGGCCACAGUGUGGGACAUGGUGCAUCCCACAGUGCAUCACACGGCGCGACACACGGUACGACCCAUUCCAUGACUUUACCCAAGCCGGGAGAUCCCGUCGCGCUUCCAGCUCCGACGCAACAGAACGUCCCCUUGGGGGUGAAACAGCAACAGCAUCAACAACAGCAUCAACAGCAUCAACAGCAUCAGCAGCAGCAUCAACAGCAUCAACAGCACCAACAGCACCAACAGCAUCAACAGCAUCAACAGCACCAACAACAUCAGCACCAUCCGCCACAUCAACACCCGCCCUUGCAGCCGGUGCUCGCCCCGACGCCCCCGCAACGCAGAGAAAGCAACGAGGCCGCUCCCGUGAUGGACAACACCCCGCCAACGACGCCGGACUCGAGCAUCUCCAACAUCUCCGGCUCGCCCAGGGAGGAGAGGAAUGGUGGAUCCUCCCCGAUGUCGGAGGACCAUUCCAAGUCGGCCCGAGAUAGCUCCGAGGCGGACAACGACAGCGCCGGAAAGGGCCCCGGCUUCAGCGAGGACGACACCCUGCCCAAUUCCGAGGGGAACGCCGUCGACCGGCUCCCAAAGCCGCCCCUGAAGAGGACGGCCGAGGACUCGCAGUCCCCGAAAAAGCGAAAGAGGAGCAGGAAGCACUCGGAGGGCGGACCCAACGUGAAUGGAAAGAAAGCUGGUCGACAUGCAGGGAAGAACUCCCGACACGGCGCUGCCAGCGACAGCGACGACACCAGCGAGGGUUCCAAUCUGUGCGGAGCGAAUACCGCGGGAUCGACACACAACACCCUGGCCUCCGGCCCCGAGAUCAAUAGCUACUCCUCCAGGUCGCCCAGACCGACCAAGUACAACUUCUUCGUGGAGCUCGAUCCGGAGCUGGACGGGAGCCAGAGGAUAGCCGUGCUGCAGCAGAAACUGUCCGAGCUGCGGAAGACGUACAACGCCGUUAAGGUGGAACUCGCCGGCAUCGAGAGGCGCCGGAAGAAGCUGCGCAGGAGAGAGCGAGAAGCCAUGAAAGCGGCCAAGGCCGAGAUGCAGCAGGCGUGCUCGUGAUAGGGUCGCUCGCUCGCGCGUUGACGAACCCUCGGCGAGGCUCGGAGACGCCCUAAGAGUCUGGACGGCCCCUAAAAGAGAGAGAGGCGAGAGAGAAUGAACGAGAGAGGGCGGAAAGAGAGUUAGAAAACGGCGGCACGAUCCCGGGCACCCUGCAAUCGUCCCUAGCCUCGCGAAACGUUUCUCUGUCUGGCGGGCACCCGUAGGUAGUUCUACAUAACACCAGUCUUUGUAUAUAGUAGCUUUAAGGUCUGCGCGACCCGGGGAGGGACGCCGACGACCGGAGCGCCUUCCCCGUCGCGUUUUCGCACUUUCGUGGCAAUUGAUCGCCCAUCAGUGGUACAGGGGUAUCGGGGCCGAUUGCCCUUCGUCGUGGCCGUGAACAAAAGUCCUGACCUUACGAAAUUGCGAAGUUACAGGGCCUACUGCUCUGCAGCGAUGCCAGCGCUGCGGGGGGUCCUCGAAGUCCGGCUGGGAUGAUGCACAGUCAGACGCAAGGGUUCCUGUAUGGCACCCUAAUUCGUUUGGUGGAGGAGACUCGCUUUUCACGGCAAUCGACACCGUUCUUCGUUUCUUACUCCACCGAGGGUCGUGUCUGAUUACUCAUUUUUUUUUUCCAGUUCCUAUUCAAGUCUCGCUGAAUUCAUGGAUUCUUGUUCUUUCGUUUCGACCCUUCGGUAGGAGGGUGUCGUAAUUGGGGGGAUCGUAGACGUGUCGCUGCUUAAAUAUGUGGUAGGAUUAGAGAAACGCGAUAACGCGCUAGCCUAGCAUAUUGGUACCGGUGAAAGAAAUUAAUGUAGUCGUAGUUACGUGUCGGAUGAUGGUACACACCUGCCGAAGGGAAAGUAAAUUCGUAAUCGAUAGCCUCGUAUACUGGGAGCGGUGGGAAAUGAUUUCCCGAUGAUUCGGCCAUCGGUGGAAUUACUCUACUUGUAUUAUAGUUUAAUUGUCUGCGGGACUGUCGGUAAAUGCAAGAGGUAAGAGAUAGGAGGUUAUCGCGAAAAGUACCUCCGCCAAACGAGCGCGGCAACGCAUGGGGACUUUAACUUUGGGACUUCAAUUAUCGUACCUGUUCUUUACCCCUGUACCUGUCGAAUCGGCAUGUGCGCGUAACGAGGGCAUACGUGCACGCUGAAGUAGAGAAAGCAAGAACAAGUGAGAGCGUUUUGAAAGCGAGCCAAUACACGGGUUAUGAUAUAACGGAUUUCCGGCACGCCUUCUCGUUACGCACUCUUUGUUAUUCCACCCUCGUUUAUAAUUUAACCCUUUGAUUAAGGAGCACGGUUGGAAGAGGACUUUCAUUUUAUAGCAAUCCGUUAGAGAGAGGCGGAGGAAGUGCAUUCAAUGUUUCUCUGCUAGAAGGAUAGAAAUGGUCGUGGCCACAUUUUCCCCUAAGUGCUCUUUUAACGUGUUACCGAUCAGGGACUCUAAAGGGUGCGUCACGUAGAUUUGUAAAUCCGAUUUGAUUUUAAUAUCAGUGCAUUUCCCGCUGCCCGCCGAGUGUAUCAUAAUGCCUGUAUUGCGUGUACAUACAUUUGUAUAUAUUUAUACAUACAUAUAUAUAUAUAAUAUUAGAGGAAUGGUUGCAUUGUCGUACGCGGAUCCACCGGGCGCACUGACACCGUCGGCAUUUUCCUUCGUGAUUGCACAACCUUGCCCAAAAGCAAAGUACAAAUUUUCACUGUCACGGCUUACCUGGAGGCCGUGGGGACGGGAAUUCCCGCGAUUGCGAUCGGCAACCUAGGUGUAAAUGGAAAAGGGGCGAAGAGGAAAAUUAAAUAGUGUAUCUUGUGUCCAACGGGCUAGGCAAGUCCGUACGAUUUUAUUUAUUCGGCCCUCUGGAGCGCGACGCGAUCGAGGCGUACUAUCGGCGCUCCUAGAGUAUGGAUAUUGUACAUAAAAUAUGUCGAAGGCAAUGCGAGCAUUUUGACGCCCCGCGAAAUCUCAUUUUACUUUAAUAACUACGCUUGACCAAAUCCGUUGUUCACUCGCGUAGGAAUUAAAUUCGACGUGCGCUCGCGGAGUAAUCGUUACCUACUGCGGUACUGGUACGCUACAAUGGAAUUAUUCUCCCAUUGAUAGAUGUUAUAUUACAUAAAUAUAUAUAAAUAUAAAUAUAAAUAUAAAUAUAUAUAUACAUACGCAUAAAUAUAAUAUUAUUAGAAAGCUGUUUACGUUCUGUUCGUUGCGGUAUAUUUUCGUUCGGUACAGAUUUUAUUUAUUAAUCGCGUGGAGGAGGACCGCGUUUACAUAUGCGUAUGUAAUUUGUAAAUGAAGGUAUAUGUCAGACAUAUACGAAUUUGAAAAUAGAUACACAGGGAACACGAGCACUUUUUUACACCCUCCGAUCAGCGAACGAUACCGUCACCUGGAUUCGCAUUGAUCUGGGUCCGACGACGUAAAGAAACUCGUAGUUUCGUAUGUAUCGCUAAAUUGGCAUUGAAAUUUCCACCGAGGAGUAACGAUGUACAUGCCCCCAGCAAUAUCGAGCAGGUUUCGUUAAGUGCGAUCUCGGCUUUCGGAUUAAUUAGAAUUAAAUUCUUCGCCCGGACGAAGGGAGGUCGACGGAUUCGCAGCGUUGAAAGAUAUCUUAAGGCGACGCGAAAGCGGCAUCCGAGGGGUCAAUUGUUUAUAAUACUUUCCUCCAAACUGAGUGUUCCGAAUCCUUUGAAAUUUUCCCAUGUGAAUGUAGAGACUCCGAGGAAGGUCCUGACACUCGUGAGAUUCCAUUAUUUAUGACAAGUAAAAAAUUGCUGAUAUAAAUGAAUUAAUACAAUUGAAUUUCAGGAGUGUCGGGACCUUCCUUAGGGCCUUCGGAUUCAUGGGGUGGAAUUUCAAAGCAUUCGGUACACUAGGUUUGAAGAAGAAAAAUAGGGGAAGAUCGAGACCCCUCGGAUGCCCCUUUCGCCCUAUCUUAAACAGGGAAGAGAAAAGUACCGGAGUAACAAUCAAAUCGCAUCGUCCAACGCAUUUGUCUCCUUCUUCCCUUAAAAGCUAUUUCGGUGUCGCAUUUCCUCCGAUCGCGUCCUUGCACUUGCAUUUUGACCGAACUUCUCUUGGGGACACCUCUAGGGUAAUUCUCGCGAGCCCCCCUACGAGGACGCGAUUGACAAUUGUAAAAAAAAAAAUCAAACGAUAUCCACGGCCGCACCUGGCACGCGGCGUCGGGCUUAAGGCGAAAGGGCGGAGUUUUAUACAGAUAUAUUGUAUAUAUUUUUUAUAAUUGCUGGACGGGGUGGACGCGCUUCGUCGUUGGCUCGACGCGAGGUCCUAUUUUCCGGGAUUCACGGUUUUCGCAAAUUAUGAACAAGGUCCUCGUAAGCUGGGACGUUAAUGCUCCGUCACCGAUCCGUGUCCUCGGUGACUACACUGAGAGGAAAAACUCGCUUUCUAGAAAAUAAGAAACUCUUGCGUCAAAUGGAUACCAAACUUACGGUAAAGGCUAGGCAUGGCUGCGCAUUCAUUUCAUCCGAAAGAGUAGACUUUCAGUAAUAUGUUCCGUACUUGAGACUAAUCUUCUGCGUAGAAUUCUUUUCCCGAUGUCACGUCCAUUCGAUAAUAAGCCUACCGCCAUUUUGGACGCAACGCCGGUAAUUCUUACAAAUUGCAUUUUACUGGAGGCAAGAAAUUUCUUUCGGAGAAAGAACAGAAAAGGGAAACAUCUCGAUGGUUGGAAAUAAUUAAUCCCCAGAAAGUCAUUGUUUUUCCCUCAGUGUGCGACGAUUGUUAAUGUAAAGUGUCAAUGUCGGCACUCGAAUUCGGAGGUCGUAACGAGAUUGUCGAUUUUUUUUUCUUUUUUCUUUUCAGACGAGAUUUUCAUCGGCGGUUUGCGCGAGAUUACACAUGUUAAUACGGUUAAUAAAAUGGUACUUUUCUCCAGGUGUGCGAUACACGGUGCUCGUUAAUUAAGUAUAAACGGCGAGUUUCCACUCGGUUCUCUAAGGUGAUUAGGGAAAAUCCAAGGAAAUUCAUUCUUUAACCGCUCCACUGUUUUAUAAUAACUUAAUGCGAGGAAUAAUUAGAUGAUGUCACGGAACACAGAAUCGCGAGUCUAUUUCUGAGGAUAUCUCACUUAACCCCGACCGAGUGUCGAAAAAUUAUUGGUACCUUUAUGUUAAAUUCGAGUCGCAAAAUACCAUUUUGUUUUCCUUCCGUUCCAAGUAAGCACUGUGUACCGCCACUGCGAAGCAUUGAAUAGGUUCUGUAAACCGUCGGUUCGUAACUUACAAUAUUUAUACGCUACAAAUUAUGCUAUUUUACUUGAGAUAAUGUAAGAUUUUAAUUUCGCAUAAAAGAUACCGUUCCACGUAACUUGUUAUUAAGGCAAGAAGUAGUACUUAACCGAGUCGGUAGAUACAAUCUCUUCUUUCGGUACCAGGUACUAACCAGGUACUAACAAAAUCCUCCGUUCCUUUUUUUUUUUCUUUUUCUUACAUUAUCUCGAGUAUUUUUCUUGCGUCCAAUAAUUACACGUAUUAGGUCGAGACAGGAGAGACAUUGAAACGUUACAUGGACAAUUUCCCCAACCCAGCGAACAACGUUUAAUCUAAUCAAAUCGCAAUUUCGUACUUCAACGUCGAAGCGUAAUUUACGCAGGUACCCGCAAUAAAAAGGGAAAAUCAGUAGCCGUAGAACAGUGUCCAUUAACCCGAACGUCUAAGUGACCUCUAUGGAUCCAUUGUGCGUCCCUGCUUGAAGAUAUUCCAAGGAGAGAGAAAAAGGAAAAACCGACGAGUAGCUAUCAUUUUCUACAGCGUUUUUGGUACUACCAUGUAUUUAAACCUCGACGGGAUUCCUUUCAAGCAGGGACCGUUUCAAGUACCGUAAUAAGUGUACGUCUCUGUGAGUGUAUAUAGAAGAUACCGUGCAAUGAAGUGUCCGUAUGACGACCGACACGAAAAAUUAAAAGUGCAUCCGGAACGGGGAAACGUACCAGGGACCUUAUUCUCGAAUUCAUACAAUCAGCAUUCGCCCAAGAAAUUGACACUUUCGUCCACGAGUUUAAAACGUCGAUCAAUGACGCGACUUUGUAACAAUUCGAAAAUUUUCACGCGUAUCUUCGUACGCGAAGAAAAAAUCAGUAUCAACUCGAGGAUCGAGUCCCAGGGGACGUAAAAGGUCUCGAAAGUGCAUCUCAAAACGCGAAAUCGCGAGCUCGGCGUCGAGCGACAACGGCAGAGCUCGGAGCUGUCAAAAUCAGCUGAUCGCCCUGGAAGAGCCCACGUCCGCCUUCCCCGCCGUACCCGAGGAACAGAGUUAGACGUAGUCAGCGAGAACUUUAAUUGUCACUGAUCAGUAAAUAUUCUACAUACACAUUCAAUUGUCUUAGCAGAUAUACAGUUAUGUAAUAAACGAUGCCACGAUAUCAAUCUUGUA
This is a messenger RNA of Orussus abietinus, 11427 nucleotides long. It is a transcript of the gene htk, whose product is annotated as AT-rich interactive domain-containing protein 4B. Gene Ontology annotation, cellular component: nucleus. Gene Ontology annotation, biological process: regulation of transcription by RNA polymerase II. The record is from RefSeq and is a predicted model, not a curated record. Bases 148 to 6051 code for a protein of 1967 amino acids. The transcript is spliced from 7 exons. Gene Ontology annotation, molecular function: transcription cis-regulatory region binding. NCBI's taxonomy places the organism in Eukaryota, Metazoa, Arthropoda, Insecta, Hymenoptera, Orussidae.